AUGCAGGUCUCCACUGCUGCCCUUGCCAUCCUCCUCUGCACCAUGGCUCUCUGCAGCCAGGUCUUCUCUGCACCACUCGACUUAUUCUCUCCUUUCUCCGCGGUUGCUGCUGACACGCCAACCGUCUGCUGCUUCAGCUACAUCUCCCGGCAGAUUCCACAGGAUUUCAUAGCUGACUACUUUGAGACCAGCAGCCAGUGCUCCAAGCCCAGUGUCAUCUUCCUAACCAAGAGAGGCCGGCAGGUCUGUGCUGACCCCAGUGAGGAGUGGGUCCAGAAAUACGUCAGCGACCUGGAGCUGAUUGCCUGAGGGGUCCGGAAGCUUCGAGGCCCAGUGACCUCGGUGGGCCCAGUGGGGAGC
Messenger RNA from Nomascus leucogenys (northern white-cheeked gibbon), 360 nucleotides. RefSeq names its product C-C motif chemokine 3-like 1. Gene Ontology annotation, biological process: positive regulation of ERK1 and ERK2 cascade; G protein-coupled receptor signaling pathway; cellular response to interleukin-1. Gene Ontology annotation, cellular component: extracellular region. The record is from RefSeq and is a predicted model, not a curated record. Lineage: Eukaryota; Metazoa; Chordata; Mammalia; Primates; Hylobatidae. Gene Ontology annotation, molecular function: CCR chemokine receptor binding; chemokine activity.